Molecule: messenger RNA, 1302 nt
Organism: Closterium sp. Naga37s-1
Lineage: Eukaryota; Viridiplantae; Streptophyta; Zygnematophyceae; Desmidiales; Closteriaceae
Source: the annotation of a GenBank genome assembly
AUGGCGCCGCGACUUCCGGUCGAGAAUGGCUCCGUGCACCAUCCGCACGCUGAAAGCAGAGGACAGCUUUCCGCCUCGGCGGGAAGCGACGGCGGUAAGGCGGAACAGUCGCCGCCGUCGCCAGCGACGAAAGGGGUCGACGGCGACGCAGCGGCGCUGUCGCCGGCGCUAGUAGCGAGUGGAGACGAGGGCAAGGCGACGGCGCUGUCGCGGCACUCGGCGGCGGACUGGGUGGCGAUGGUGCUGUGGAUGGGGUGGCUGCACAUCCUGCUCGCGCUGCUGCUGCUCAUCGCGCUCACCUUCCCGCACCCCCUCGCCAUCGCGCUGCUGCUGCUCCUCGCCACGCUCGCCGUCGCGCCCGUCGACGUCGAGGGGCCCCUCGCCCAGGCCUACCGCAGGUCCGUCUCCCCUCCGCUCGUUCUCCGUUCGCUUCCUCUUUCGCUCGACAACUUCCCCUUACUUCGCCAAUGGCCGCCUGCUUCUUCCUCCGCUUCGAAGACCCACAGAAGGUUCAUCUACCCAGUGGUGCUGCGCCACUUCCUCGUGCGCCUGCUCUUCCAUGACCGCAGCAUUACCGUCACCUUGUUCAUCUACCCAGUGGUGCUGCGCCACUUCCCCGUGCGCCUGCUCUUCCAUGACCGGAGCGCCGUCACCUUCGGCGAGCCCUACGUGAUAGCAGUGGAGCCGCAUUCGGUGCUGCCGGUGGGGCUGGGCGCGUUCAUGUGCCAUCCGCUGGCAGCGGGGGGGGUGGCGGGCGCCACGAGUGCCAUCUUCCGCGUGCCGCUGCUGCGCCAGUGCUGGCAGUGGGCGCGCCUCGCCCCCGCCACCAGGCCUGUGCUGUCCUCUGUGCUGCAGCGCGGCCGCCCCGUCAUCAUCGUGCCGGGCGGCGUGCAGGAGUGCCUCUUCAUGGCGCCCGGCAAGGAGGUGGUGUUUGUCCGCCAGCGCUUUGGCUUCAUCCGCCUGGCGCUGCAGCACGGCGUGCCCCUGCUGCCCUGCUUCGCCUUUGGCCAGACCAGUGCGUACCGCUGGUGGAGGCCAGAGGGGGCAUGGUACCGGUGGGUGGCGCGGAGAAUAGGGUUCGCGCCGAUCGUCUUCUGGGGCAUGUGGGGGUCGCCCAUCCCCUUCCGCACGCCCCUCACCAUCGCCAUCGGCACUCCCAUCGGCCAGGGUGACCCUGAACCCAACCCCUCAAAAGAAAGGGUGGCAGCGGUGCAUGCAGAGUAUGUGAGGGCGUUGGAGCGCCUCUUCCUCCACCACCGCGCCCACGCGGGCUACCCCACCACGCACCUCGAGAUCAUGUGA